Messenger RNA from Ostreobium quekettii, 570 nucleotides. The record is from the annotation of a GenBank genome assembly. NCBI's taxonomy places the organism in Eukaryota, Viridiplantae, Chlorophyta, Ulvophyceae, Bryopsidales, Ostreobiaceae.
AUGACGAAGGGGAACAGGUUCUUGGCCAGGCACCACGAGAAACCCAGCCUGAACCAGUACUGGUACUCGGCCUUCACGAUCGACACCCUCAUCAAGGAGCUGGAGGACGCCGCGGAAGCCGUUGCCUUCGUGUCCACGCCGAGCGUGUACUUCUCCCUGGACAAGGAAUCCAAGCUGCGGCCCAGGUCGUGGCUGUUCGAUUUCGACGAGAAGUGGAGCAAGGACCCGCACUUCGUGUUCUACGACUACGCCAGCCCCUCCGACGUCCCGCCGGCCCUGCGCCACUCCUUCGACUGCGUGGUCGUCGACCCUCCCUUUGUCAGCGGCGAGGUUUGGGCCAAGUACAUAGAGACUUCACGUCUGCUCCUCGCUCCUCAAGGGGGCAGGGUCGUGCUCAGCACGAUCUCGGAGAACGCAGGCAUGCUGAGGGAAGCCCUGGGUGCAAAGCCCUGCCUAUUCAAACCGUCCAUACCCACACUGGUGUAUCAAUACAGCUUCUUCACCAAUUUUGAUACCAAGUAUCUGAACACCCGAAACCAGGAACUCCCCUGCGAGGAUGAUGCAGCAUGA